Pseudovirgaria hyperparasitica is the source of this 965-nucleotide messenger RNA. RefSeq names its product nagb/rpia/CoA transferase-like protein. Gene Ontology annotation, biological process: folic acid-containing compound biosynthetic process; tetrahydrofolate interconversion. Gene Ontology annotation, molecular function: 5-formyltetrahydrofolate cyclo-ligase activity. Lineage: Eukaryota; Fungi; Ascomycota; Dothideomycetes; Acrospermales; Acrospermaceae. The record is from RefSeq and is a predicted model, not a curated record. The coding region runs from base 184 to 798 and encodes 204 amino acids. Gene Ontology annotation, cellular component: mitochondrion. The transcript is spliced from 2 exons.
GCCAAUUUUAAGCUUCCCAACCCCCAAGGGCCCGUUACCCUGCCGGCGUUCCUCAUAAUAGUGCAUAGUGCCCUGGCGAGAUAUUGGACCUGAGCUGGGAGUUCCGUAACGCAGAUGUAGGAGGUGCUCGAUUCUACGUAACAUACUGUUCUGUCACGGGGCAUCUCUUAACAUCCAACUACGAUGACCGCUCUCAAGGUUUCGAAAACGGAGCUAAGGCUGAAGAUGAAAGCUGCGCUUUCUGCUCUAUCUCACGAUGAUAUCGCGACGCAAACUUCGAUGGCUGUUCGAAAUCUCAAAAAUAUGCCCGAGUACCAACGGGCCAGACGAAUAAGCAUAUUUCUAUCAAUGCCAAGUGGUGAAAUAUCAACCUCAGCCAUUGUUCGUGAUGCGCUAGCCAGCGGAAAAGAAGUCUUUAUUCCAUACACAUACAAGGCCAUAACUCACCACGAUGGUCAACCUAGCUCAGUCAUGGACAUGGUGAAGCUAUGGUCGAUGAACGACUAUGAUUCCCUAAAACCAGACAGAUGGGGUAUUCCAACUCCAAGUCCAGAUUCUAUCCCAGAAAGACGAAACUCCUUUGACAGUAAAGGUAUCACUAACCACUCGAUCGCCUCAAGAAGUAGCCUUGAUCUCAUUGUGAUGCCAGGCAUGGGCUUUGACACUGAGCUCGGUAGGUUAGGUCACGGGAAAGGCUUCUAUGACUAUUUUCUGUGGCGUUGCUCCCAGCAAUUAGGGACCGCUGACUAUACGAGAAUGCCGUUUCUUGGUAAGCUCACACUCUGUACAUGCGUAUGAAAUGUCUCCCAUUGCUGACGUCUCGCAGUUGGUAUUGCAUUGAAAGAGCAGCUACUUCCUGUGGGAGAAAAGGUGCCGACGGACCAGAGUGACUGGCGCCUUGAUGCCCUGGUGGUAGGUGAUGGGCAUGUUCUACGUGCGUCGACGUAGACUUUGGACCUGUCGAC